This is a messenger RNA of Symbiodinium sp. CCMP2456, 1134 nucleotides long. Lineage: Eukaryota; Dinophyceae; Suessiales; Symbiodiniaceae. The record is from the annotation of a GenBank genome assembly.
AUGGCACCUAAGGGGGUGAGCAAUCGCACGCUUUUAGCAAAAAAGAAAGGCAUAAAAAUGGGUAGCUAUGUCAGGGUGUCGUACAGAGAGGACGGCAAAGGCUCCCAACUACAUUUCGAGGGGGUGAUGGCGGACCGCCGCAUCGGCGGGACGGACCGUGAGUCGUAUAUCGAGCUCAAGAACGCCUUAGCUGUCGGGAAGGAGAAUGAGAUAGUCGCAUUUGAAGGCAUCAAGCGAUUGUAUGAUGCCUUCAUUGAUGACAUGGAUCCAGCCGAGAGGAGGCAACAAGGCGAGAUCGAUGUGGCGCAAAAUCGCAUGAAAGCUGGAGGUACGUCAGCUUUACAAGCUGGAGGCGUGGCGUGUCAAGGAGGCGGUGGAAGCAUGGGUGCUGCAGCCGUCGGUGGAAACACAGCUUGCGGGAGUGGUCUUAACGGCUGCGGCUGCGCAUACGGCUGCAAUCCUUGCAGCGGCUGCGGCAGCUGUUGUGGUGCAGGUUGUGGUUGCACUGGCUGUGGGUGUGGCUGCGGAGCUUGCCCAGGCUGCUGUGGCUGUGGUUGUGGAGGCUGCGGUUGUGGUUGUGGCUGUGGCUGUGGUUGCGGCUGUGGUUGUGGCAUGCCCAACCAGAUGAUGGUUGGAAUGAACCCGAUGAUGGGCAUGAUGGGCGGCAUGAACCCAAUGAUGGGUAUGGCGAACCCCAUGAUGGGCAUGAUGAACCCAAUGGGCAUGGCUAUGGGUGCCAUGGGUAUGGCGGCGAUGAUGGCUGCAAGCAAAGGUGGGGACAAAGGUUCCGACGAGGAAGAUAGCGAUGAGGCGGCUGGCAAAGAAGGCAAACCCACGAUCCCGGAGCAGCUUGAGCGUUUGCUGCUCCCUGGUCUCAAGGGAGAGAUUGAGUCUCAGGACAUCUCGAAGGAGCUGGAAAACAUCGAUGAAGGGUCCUACGUCAGCGUGCAGUACACACACCCGCAGCUUGGGAAGCUCACCUACGAGGGCACCCUGCAAGAGAAGUUUAUCGGUGCCUCCACCAGCCAGUCGUAUAUUCAGCUGACUCAGUGUCGGUGUUUCAAGUCUGGGCGACUCCAAGGACAGGAGGUCAGCAGAAGGGCUGUGGCAGAAUCUGGGCAUGGUGCCUGCUGA